AUGGCGACCGAGACACGACUGAACCAAAUCGUCAAAGGCGCCCCUCCAGCCGACAUCAAACCACCUUCAACCGCACCGCUCCCUGGGCUCGGGAAAUCUUCCCAGGCCGAGAAAUACAGUCCCGACCCUCUCCUCUCGACACUGCCUUCAUCCCCGCCACAGAUCUACUUGAAUCUCCUGAUCCUCGAAUCCUCCCUACGCGCACAAUACCUGCACCUAGUCGGCCGGAGAAGACUGAACACAUUUUUCUCACUCCUGUUGGCGCUAUGGAACGGAUUCUUUUUCUACGCCCUGUUCCUGCGGCCGCGCGAGGACGGCACCGGCCUCGGCGGGUCGGUAUACUGGGUAGUCGAGAUGUCGGAAAAGCUGGCUUUGAUGGGCGGAGUCGUGACGAUCCUGUUGGUAUGGGGAACGGGACAAUGGGAACGGGGGAUCCGCUGGCCGCGGAAAUGGCUGGGCACGACGAACCGCGGACUGCGCGGGUUCAACCUUCGCGUCGUGGUGAUUCGGGGCAAACUGUGGCGCGAACUGCUGGGCCACCUAUCCUUUCUCUUGCCUCUGCGCAUAUUCCGCGAAGCAGGCGGCUUCGACUGGCACAUGGUGGAGCACGAGGACGGCACGGUCGUGGAAGAAGACCUGGCCAAGGGCGGCGACCACAUCAUGCUCCUGCUGCUCCCGAAGUCGUUCAGUCCGGAAUUCCGCGAGAACUGGGAAGAAUACCGCACCGAGUACUGGGAGAAAGAGAACGAGCGUCGCGCAGGCCUGCGGAGGAAACUCAAUGUCCUGCGCCGCGCCCGGGCAAAGGAGAUGGGCGGGUGGAAGUGGUGGACCGGCGUCUGGCGAUUCACGUCUCAUCGAUAUGCACGACGGCAUCAUGAUCUGGAGAAGCAUCCCCAGGGCCACCAGCAGCAUUCUCAUUCCCAUUCGACCCGCAAUCCUAUGGCGAGCGGGAGUGGCGCAUCCGAAAAGGAUCCGACUUUGCUCGCGGCGCGAGCCAAUAGACGUCGGCCGGGUCUCGAACAGGCCGACUCGCUAGGCAGUCGCAGCACCCAUUCGUCCCGUUCGUCGACGCCCCAUCUCGAGUUCGAUGGGAGUAUCGAGCGCCCCAUGCUAUCGGAACGCGUCCGGCGCGGUAGCAGCGUCAGCAGCACAGCCAGCGUGCGGCGCAAGCCCACCACCAAGGAGCGCAAAGAGCCGCAUCAUCAUCACCAUCACCACCGGGACAGCGGGAGUGUGGCGUCAGCUGCAUCGGGGGGCCCUGUAGGCACAGGGUUGGGAAUGAGUCCGUUGACAACCUCGUCUCUGGCUGCCGAUGUUGGAGAAGACAAAGACGAGCGUGAGGAGCGUCGACGGCGGCGGCGAGAGCGGGCUGCGGCGACGCGCGAAACCAAGAAAGAGCGAGACCAGCAGAUGGAACAGGCCAGCGUUGGAGCUGCAGGCGAGGGCGAGGGAGCGAGUAGUUCCCCCAGUCCUGCUAUCACUCCGGAAUGGAUGAGCUAG
This is a messenger RNA of Capronia coronata CBS 617.96, 1500 nucleotides long. RefSeq lists its product as uncharacterized. Lineage: Eukaryota; Fungi; Ascomycota; Eurotiomycetes; Chaetothyriales; Herpotrichiellaceae. Gene Ontology annotation, molecular function: phosphoprotein phosphatase activity; protein phosphatase regulator activity. The record is from RefSeq and is a predicted model, not a curated record. Gene Ontology annotation, cellular component: Nem1-Spo7 phosphatase complex. Gene Ontology annotation, biological process: nuclear envelope organization. The transcript has a single exon. Bases 1 to 1500 code for a protein of 499 amino acids.